Oppia nitens is the source of this 1805-nucleotide messenger RNA. RefSeq lists its product as uncharacterized. Lineage: Eukaryota; Metazoa; Arthropoda; Arachnida; Sarcoptiformes; Oppiidae. Gene Ontology annotation, cellular component: extracellular region. The transcript is spliced from 5 exons. The record is from RefSeq and is a predicted model, not a curated record. Bases 418 to 1692 code for a protein of 424 amino acids. Gene Ontology annotation, molecular function: chitin binding.
AAAGUGAACGUGACUUCAAUACUGAAUCUCAUUUGAAGACAAUACUACCACUCCUUCUCAACAGUGGAGAGAGAAAGAGAGAGACGAUACUACCUGUGCCGCUGACUCACGAAAUAUCAGGGAUUCACUUGAAUUUAAUUUAUAGGUGGAGAUUGUUAUUAAAUAUGUAGUGAUGUGAUCGCUUAAAAAUAGCAUCUUAUUUGUGAGCUAUAAGUCGCUUAAAAUAAUGCAAUAAUCAAGCAAUUGAUGUGAGAGUGAAUUACUGUGAAGUGAUGAGAAUAAUGAGUUAAAUAUUUGUUUUAUAAUAACUAUAAUAAUAAUAAUCAUCUUUUGAUUGAUAAUAAUUAUAAAGUGUUUUAUAAUUUAAUUCUACAUAAGAAAAUCAAUUGCUUUUAUGGCAUCAAUUGAAACAAUACGAUGGGAUUUAGUAUUAAAUUUUAUUGUCAUUUAAUAAUUGUUGUAUUAAUUGCAACAUUUGCUACGAUUACAUUAUCACAGUCUUUAGACAAGUCCGAUGAAAGCCUUAACAAUAAAGGUGUUCACAAGAAGUCGUUUGUCAGCGAAAAGGGUCUAAAACUGUUCCGUUGGUCUAAGGAAAGGGAUCAACGAUUUCCUAUACGCCCACCAAAGCUUAAGAAAAGCAAUGCCACAGAAAAAGUGGAUCAAUCCAAGAGCCGUAUUGGAUAUGCAUCUGCUCUACAAACCCGGCAAAUAGCGGCCACACCAUUGACUAACACAACAGCAACAACAUUGCCAACAAUGGCAACGGCGUCGACAUCAAUACGCAAAGUUAGGAAAGUUAAAAGAAAACGACUUUCCAAUAAUAAUAAUAAUAAUACUAAUAAUAAUCAGACUGAUAUCUUUGAUCUGCAAUCGUCUGAUUUCACGCCAUCUUUGGCUAUAUUUGUACCCAAAAGAAUUGCAUCCAAAAGCCGAAUCAAUGGCCAAAUACUAUACGGAACGAUAACCGAAACCAAUAUAACAAGCAAACGCAUACCGAAGCUGUUAUUGCCUAAGAGUUUGAGACCAGCGAUGUAUAGUUUGGACGGUUUUGUGCCGCGACCGUCACUCAAUCGCAUCACAUCUACCGAAGCACCUGUUGUUGAACGACGCGAAUCGCGAUUUUCGUCCAAAUCCGAUAAAAUCAGAGAAAAGACUGCAAAAUCUGCUAUUAAUAAAAUUAGAAGAUUUGGUUCAUAUCGUAAUGCAAUCGACGAGCGGACGCCCGACAAGAAGGACGACAUCGAGACAAGUGAUAGCAGACGUCGCGCUGUUAUCACAAAACGCAAGAGUAUUCAGUCGUUGCAAACGUCUGACUCAAUAUCAAAGCCCUCCGUAAACAAGUUAUCAAAAGAUAAGCGCCGAGGAGUGGCCGGAAAAGACUUUCCGACACUGGAUUCGGUGCCAAAGACUAACUUUGAUUGCAAAGACUUAAAUAAUGGUGUUUACGCCGAUUUAGAGACCGGCUGUCAGGUGUGGCAUAUCUGCCAAAACAAAUACAAACAUUCAUUUUUGUGUCCAAAUGGUACCAUAUUUAAUGAGAAGAAUGGCAUAUGUGAUUGGUGGUAUAACUAUGACUGUCCAAAACUGGUGAAAUUGACCGAUAAAGAGGACUCCGAGUUGGACUCAAUCCGUGAAAAAUUGAAUCUCAGAGCAAAAGCUAAAGCCAAGCGAUCGCAUAAAUUUAUAUAAAAUUGACAUUAUUUUUAUAAUUUGAUUUAAUUAUUAUUUCAGUAUUAAUAUACUGUUUAUGUUAAACAUAUUUUUUUUGUUAUUAAUUGAAAAUAUGCGGCUAAUUAAAUCUA